AGGUUGAACCUAGACGCAUGCGCCCAAAGCGCAGGGUGUGAGAUGGGUGGACCCAUCGCUUCCCGCUCUCUCCUCCCAGAGCGCUUGCGGCAGUCUCGCGGGAUUUCCCCCUCUCGCGGCAAUUAUUUGAACGUUCGGGCGGUAAAGACUCCCGGGGCUGUCAAAGAAGACUCCGCGGAGGGCUCUGCCUCUGGGUUGGCGGGCGGGCAGGCUGUAGCCGAGCGCGGGCAGGACUCGUCCCAGCAGGGUUCCAGAGCCAUGGGAGCGGAAAAGAGGCUGCUGUCGAUUAAGGAGGCCUUUCGGCUGGCGCAGCAUCCGCACCAGAACCAGGCGAAGCUGGUGGUGGCGCUGAGCCGCACCUACCGCACGAUGGAUGAUAAAACAGUUUUUCAUGAGGAGUUCAUUCAUUAUCUUAAAUAUGUUAUGGUGGUCUAUAAACGUGAACCAGCUGUGGAGAGGGUAGUAGAAUUUGCAGCAAAGUUUGUUACCUCAUUUCACCAAUCUGAUAUGGAAGAUGAUGAGGAAGAGGAAGAUGGUGGCCUUUUAAAUUAUUUGUUUACUUUUCUCUUAAAGUCUCAUGAAGCAAACAGCAAUGCAGUGAGAUUUAGAGUGUGUCAGCUCAUAAACAAGCUUUUGGGAAGUAUGCCAGAAAAUGCUCAGAUUGAUGAUGAUGUGUUUGAUAAAAUUAAUAAAGCCAUGCUUAUUAGAUUGAAAGAUAAGAUUCCAAAUGUGAGAAUACAGGCAGUUCUGGCGCUUUCACGACUUCAGGAUCCCAAGGAUGAUGAAUGCCCAGUGGUUAAUGCAUAUGCUACUUUGAUUGAAAAUGAUUCAAAUCCAGAAGUUAGACGGGCAGUGUUAUCAUGUAUUGCACCAUCAGCAAAGACUUUGCCAAAAAUUGUAGGGCGCACCAAGGAUGUGAAAGAGGCUGUUAGAAAGCUGGCUUAUCAGGUUUUAGCUGAAAAGGUUCAUAUGAGAGCUAUGUCCAUUGCUCAGAGAGUAAUGCUCCUUCAACAAGGUCUUAAUGACCGAUCAGAUGCUGUGAAACAAGCUAUGCAGAAGCAUCUUCUCCAAGGCUGGUUACGGUUCUCUGAAGGAAAUAUCUUACAGUUGCUUCAUCGGUUGGAUGUAGAAAAUUCUUCUGAAGUGGCAGUCUCUGUUCUCAAUGCCUUGUUUUCAAUGACUCCUUUCAGUGAACUGGUGGGACUUUGUAAAAACAAUGAUAGCAGGAAAUUGAUUCCAGUGGAAACAUUAACUCCUGAAAUUGCUUUGUAUUGGUGUGCUCUUUGUGAAUAUUUGAAAUCAAAAGGAGAUGAAGGUGAAGAAUUUUUAGAGCAGAUUUUGCCAGAGCCUGUAGUAUAUGCAGACUAUUUACUGAGUUAUAUGCAGAGCAUUCCAGUUGUUAAUGAAGAACACAGAGGUGAUUUUUCCUAUAUUGGAAAUUUGAUGACAAAAGAAUUCAUAGGUCAACAAUUGAUUCUAAUUAUUAAAUCUUUGGAUACCAAUGAAGAAGGAGGAAGAAAAAAACUGCUGGCUGUUUUACAGGAGAUUCUUACUUUACCCACAAUCCCAGUAUCCCUGGUUUCUUGUCUUGUUGAAAGACUACUCCACAUCAUUAUAGAUGAUAAUAAGAGAACACAAAUUGUUACAGAAAUUAUCUCAGAGAUUCGGGCGCCCAUUGUUACUGUUGGUGUUACUGAUGAUCCAGCUGAUGUGAGAAAGAAAGAACUCAAGAUGGCUGAAAUAAAAGUUAAGCUUAUUGAAGCCAAAGAAGCUUUGGAAAAUUGCAUUACCUUACAGGAUUUUAAUCGGGCAUCAGAAUUAAAAGAAGAAAUAAAAGCAUUAGAAGAUGCCAGAAUAAACCUUUUGAAAGAAACAGAGCAACUUGAAAUUAAAGAAGUCCACAUAGAGAAGAAUGAUGCUGAAACAUUGCAGAAAUGUCUUAUUUUAUGCUAUGAACUGUUGAAGCAGAUGUCCAUUUCAACAGGCUUAAGUGCAACCAUGAAUGGAAUCAUCGAAUCUUUGAUUCUUCCUGGAAUAAUAAGUGUUCAUCCUGUUGUAAGAAACCUGGCUGUUUUAUGCUUGGGAUGCUGUGGACUACAGAAUCAGGAUUUUGCAAGUAAACACUUUGUAUUACUAUUGCAGGUUUUGCAAAUUGAUGAUGUCACAAUAAAAAUAAGUGCUUUAAAGGCAAUCUUUGACCAACUGAUGAUGUUUGGGAUUGAACCAUUUAAAACUAAAAAAGUCGAAACACUUCAUUGUGAAGGUACAGAAAUAAACAGUGAUGAUGAGCAAGAACCAAAAGAAGUUGAAGAGACUGCUACAGCUAAGAAUGUUCUGAAACUCCUGUCUGAUUUCUUAGAUAGUGAGAUAUCUGAACUUAGGACUGGAGCUGCGGAAGGACUAGCCAAGCUGAUGUUCUCUGGGCUUUUGGUCAGCAGCAGGAUUCUUUCUCGUCUUAUUUUGUUGUGGUACAAUCCUGUGACUGAAGAGGAUGUUCGACUUCGACAUUGCCUCGGCGUGUUCUUCCCCAUUUUUGCUUAUGCAAGCAGGACUAAUCAGGAAUGCUUUGAAGAAGCUUUUCUUCCAACCCUGCAAACACUGGCCAAUGCCCCUGCAUCUUCUCCUUUAGCUGAAAUUGAUAUCACAAAUGUUGCUGAGUUACUCGUAGAUUUGACAAGACCAAGUGGAUUAAAUCCUCAGACCAAGACUUCCCAAGAUUAUCAGGCCUUAACAGUACAUGACAAUUUGGCUAUGAAAAUUUGCAAUGAGAUCUUAACAAAUUCGUGCUCACCAGAAAUUCGAGUCUAUACAAAAGCCUUGAGUUCUUUAGAACUCAGUAGCCAUCUUGCAAAAGAUCUUCUGGUUCUAUUGAAUGAGAUUCUGGAGCAAGUAAAAGAUAGGACAUGUCUGAGAGCUUUGGAGAAAAUCAAGAUUCAGUUAGAAAAAGGAAGUAAAGAAUUUGGUGACCAAGCUGAAGUAGCACAGGAUGCCAGCUUGACUACAACUACUUUUCAAAACGAAGAUGGACAGAGAAAAGUGACAGUUUCAGCUAGGACGAACAGGAGGCGUCAGACUGCUGAGGCCGACUCUGAAAGUGAUCAUGAAGUUCCAGAACCAGAAUCAGAAAUGAAGAUGAGACUACCAAGACGAGCCAAAACAGCAGCGCUAGAAAAAAGUAAACUUAAUUUUGCACAAUUUCUCAAUGAAGAUGUAAGUUAGGAAAGAUGAUGGAGGUGGAAUCCUUUAAGAUUAUAUCCAGUUAUUUGCUUUAAUAAAGUCAACCUUGUCAAAAUUAGAACAAACCUGACAUCUUUCUGAAGAUUUUCUGCUAUGCGCUUCCAUAUUACUUUGGCCUGUAUUAAAGCAUUAGGAUAGCAUCAGUUAUUAUAGUCCAGAACAAAUCUGCAUCACACGGAUUUAUCAGAAUUUGAGGUGGGCCUAGGAAUCUCGUUUUUAAAUAGCCUCUCCAAGUGAUUCUUAUGAACUCUUUAUGUUUAAAAUCAUGUCAUUAGGGAAAACUUUCAACUGUGACUAGCUAGUAGCUUGCAUUUGAGAAGCUUAUGACUUAGAUGGGCAGAAUCAAUGAAGAUGAAACCGCCUGAGGACAUAUUUAACAAGUAACGUGUCAAGGGAACAUGAAGGAAGUGCCACAAACUGGCUAGGAGGAGCUUAUCACCAGUGAGGAAGACCAGUAUAACGUUCAACAGUUAUUUUAACAAUCUUAUUUUGUGAUUCCUACAGUGAAAACAUUUUUGAUGAUGCUAUCUGCCUAGGAAAUCUCUCUUCCUAAAGUAUUUGCAUAUGGGAGUCCUUGUUUGUGAAUGUUUCCUGGGUUAGGGAAGUGUCAACAUAAAUGUAUAUUAACCAUGAAGCUGCUCUCUAUAUUUUUGGCAUAAUAAAAUAAUAUUUACUGUGGAUAAUAAUUCUAGUGGUAAAAUAAUGUGACAGGAAGUUCUCUUUAUAUAUGCUACCAAUUUAUGAGCACUAUGUCAAUUUCAUUUCUUGUCUUUUGAAAUUGACACUUGACCUGACUUAUGAAACUUGUACUGUAUGAAACUGGUCCUCUUUUCUGCAAUACCCAACAAAACACCUUUUCUCUUUAUUAUUCAGAAAUGUCCUAACAUGGAUCUGUUUAAAUAAUUGUGCUUUUUUAGGCUUAUUUAUUAGAAGCCAUUUACUUAAAGUGAAAUUUUAAGAUGGAGCUAAAGUAAGAUCACUGGUUUUUAGAACCAAAUUGCUAUACAUAUGUGCCUCAUAGAACUUAUAAAAGGAGUCAAAGUUACAAAGCAAGAUAGUUAUUAAGCAAAAGGAAAAAUGGUAAUGAUAGAGUCAGUUAAAAAUAUAUGAUUGUUCUUCAUUCUGUUUGUUGGCUCUGUGUUCUCCUGUGCUUCAAAUUCCUUAUGCAUUGUUAUUUUAAAGAUAAUUUGCAGGGAGUUGGGAGGACUGAAAAGGUACAUUAAGUGUGCUGUAAGGAAAAGUCUUAGAAACAUAAUAAACUAAAAUCCCAUUCACACAUGGCCAGGCUAUCCAAAAAGAAAGAAGCCAUGUUCUCAUGUGGUUCACCAUAGUUUGCUUUCUGUGGCAUGGGAAAAACAAAUUUAAGCACCAAA
Messenger RNA from Piliocolobus tephrosceles (Ugandan red Colobus), 4610 nucleotides. It is a transcript of the gene NCAPG, whose product is annotated as non-SMC condensin I complex subunit G. Lineage: Eukaryota; Metazoa; Chordata; Mammalia; Primates; Cercopithecidae. Bases 43 to 3219 code for a protein of 1058 amino acids. Gene Ontology annotation, cellular component: condensed chromosome; condensin complex; cytoplasm. The transcript has 20 exons. Gene Ontology annotation, biological process: mitotic chromosome condensation. The record is from RefSeq and is a predicted model, not a curated record.